CCUUUCAGCCUGUAAUUGUGUUCAGGGUCAGUGCAGGAUCUUCCAUGUCAGUUCCUCCUGCAGGGCACGUGGGCGCCUGGGCGUGCUGCUGGCUUGCUUUCUUUUAGGAGGCUGGGAUGAGGAAGGCUCUGGGGGUUUUUGUCAAGGAGAUGAUAUUUGAGUGACCGUGUACAUGCUCAAAGGCUCACAGACUGACCAGCCCAUGGCAGGACUGACCAGUGCUGGGAGGGCUGCACCUUGCUGCCCUGCUUAGAGGUGUUAAGCUGCUCCUUCACCUCGGAGACAGCCAAGUACAACACUUUUGUGCAGAAACACUCUGUUAGCCCUGGUUUGCACAGCUGCAGCAACUGGGAUGGUUGGAGCACCCCUUUCUGCACUUGGAAACCAGCUGAGUCAUUCACGGGACAGGGCUGGGAAUUCCCCACAUUUGCCCAUUUGGAAUUCCCUCUGCCCCGAGCGUGUCACAUCCCGCUCCUCAGUGACAUCCCACCCAGCCUGGAACAUGGAACUCCCCGUUUCCAAGGACACGUGGCCAUUGUCACCGGCACACAGCAGGCCCGCUCAGACCCUUCCGUGGCUGCAGCGAGAGUGGGGGUGUCACAGUGCUAGGGAGUGUUGCUCCAAAUUGCUUGGUUCUAGCACAAGGUGAUCAAGAGGCCAAUCCACGCACUGAGUGGAGAUUUUGUGACAGAAGCAGUGGCUGUGUGGGAGCGGGAGCAGCCAAGGCAGAGCCGGAUGGCCGAGCAGAGAGCCUGGGCACGAUCCACCAUGUUCCACAGGGCUCUAAUCCACACUGCGCCCCGCAGGGCCCCCAGCACCACUGCCAUGCCCGUCAGGGUGACCCAGAGGUCCCAGGACCAACAGCCAAAUACCGGGGAGGCGUCACACACUGGAAGUGCGCAGGUUGUCAAAUUGUCUAACCCACUUGGAGCAGAUGUCAAAAGAGCUGAACCGAGCGCUUCAUGUCCUGAACCAGAGGGAAAAAAAGCAAAGCCCAUGAAGCCUGCAGACAGUGAACAAAAUCCUUGCACUGCUGUUUAUCACCGACCCUACAAGGACAGGGUGAUUCACUUACUUGCUCUGAGGGCUUACAAGAAGCCAGAGUUACUCGCUCGCUUGCAGAGAGAUGGAAUCAAGGAAAAGGACAAGGGUACCCUUGGAAAGAUCCUCCAUCAGGUAGCCAACCUGAAUCUAAAGGAUAAUUCCUACAGUCUGAAGGAAUAUCUGUUGGAAAGCAUUCAGAACAAUUGGCCUGGCUAUACUGAUGUAGACAGAGAGAAUUUGAAGUUGAUACUUUCCAGAAAAACAGCUCCAUCUCAGAACACAAGCAGCACCAGCCAAGAGCCAUCUCUGGAAGCUUCUAAGAGAGAUGCUUCAGCAAGGCCUGCUCAGGUAGUUUGUGCAUUUUUAACAUUCUGGAGUGUGUAUGAAGUUGCAGCACACUUGCUAAAUAGCUUUCACACACUUGCUGCUGGUGUAAAAGCUGUGCUGGGAAUGUGCAGGACCUGGCCAAAGCACGUUAGUCAGUAAUUCUGACUGCUGGCACAGGAAGGUUGUGAUCAGAAGAGAGGCUCCUGCAGGGCUCAAGCAGCAGCGUCCUGAGCCAACUUGCUGCUCUGCCUGGAGCCUUGAGCUCAGUCUCCACCCUCAACUCAUUCCCUGCAGAAGGGC
Messenger RNA from Cyanistes caeruleus (blue tit), 1671 nucleotides. The record is from RefSeq and is a predicted model, not a curated record. Lineage: Eukaryota; Metazoa; Chordata; Aves; Passeriformes; Paridae.